AUUGAUACUGAGAGAAAGAAAGAUCGUCAGAGAUAGGGAGGGAGAGAAACAGAGAAAGAAAGGCAGAGUAAGAGAGAUCCGCUCGGCUACGCUUCGCUCGCGCGACGCAUCCGUCUCGCUGUUUUUCUGUCCUUUUUUUUUCAUCGCCCGUAUAUACAGUCGCCCGUACGAGCGUGCUACUCGUAUCCCCGAUAGAUCGUACACGAAAUUAGUCGUACAUCCGUCGGUCGGAAGGAUCGGCUCGUGAUCCGCUCCGAUCCGCCCCGUUACACUCCGAUCCGCUCGGUUCCGCGUGCCGCGUCUGAUGAGCGAAGAGGCGGUAGAUGUCGGUGAUUAUGCGCGUAGUAAUGAGUAAUUCUGUAAAGUCCGUUGGGAUCGCAGCAGCCGCCAUCGUCGCAGUGUUUCACGAGCGUCAUGUAAUAUGGAAUUAAACAAUGUUGUUAAGACGUAAACAUGUUCUGGCUACACUGUGGACUCUUUGUUCUCGUGAUUGCCGUAUCUGGAUUUAUUAGCAGCUUAGCCGACACUACAUCUAAGCGAGAAGCCGACUACACUUUAGAUGAUUCCUUUUGGAAAGAAGAAGAAACUCCCGUUGGUGAGGUCGAACGACUACUACGCGAAUAUCGACAAAACCAGGAGCUAGUACGAAAUAUCGGUGGUCAUUACUAUCAGAUCAUCUAUCCGGUACAGCUACGGCAUCACGAGAAAAUGGGGAUCUCCACGAGAGAAGUCGGCAUAUCGAAGUUUCCUCAAAGAGGUUACGGAGAUGGAGGAUAUCAAAAUUCUAGAGGCAGAAUGAGAACAGGGAGACAUUUUCACCGGACGUCCCUUCUGAUCAAGGCCUUUAAUCACAAAUUUCGCCUAGAUUUAGAAUUAAAUACGCAACUUUUAGCUCCAAACCUUGGACAAAAAGACUUUUUAGUCGGCAACGCGGAACAAGUGUCUAAGCAGGAGAUAGAACAUUGUUAUUAUCACGGCACCGUGAGAGAUUAUCCGGGAGCUAGCGCUGCUUUUCACACGUGUAACGGUGUCAGCGGUGUCAUUCAUUUAGGCAACGAGACGUUCGUCAUUCAUCCAUUCUACGGCGGCGAUUUGUCGCAGAAACAUCCUCACAUUAUAUUUGAAGCCCGAACGAAAGCUAACAAAGGCUGCGCUAACAUGGGAAGUGAUCAGCGUGUAAAAAGUCGCCGGCAGAAGCAUAUUGGGCUAUCAGAGAUCAUCUCCGAUCGAUACAAAAGAGACGUCCGUGAAGCAACCAAAUACAUCGAAACUGCCAUCAUUAUCGAUAAGGCUAUGUUUGACAAAAGAAACGGUAGUACCAGAGCUGAGGUUGUUCACGAUGCCAUCCAAGUCGCUAAUAUCGCAGAUUUGUAUUUCCGUACGUUAAAUACUAGAGUCUCCGUCGUAUACAUCGAAACUUGGCAGGGCAGCAACCAGGCGAAAAUCGAAAGUGAUAUCGGUCAAACCUUGUCAAACUUUAACGAUUAUACGAUGCGGAGAAUGUAUCAUAUUACUCAGGACACCAUCCAAUUGCUCACAGGUGAGACAUUCUCAGGUGGAGUAUCAGGGAUAGCUGUACCAUCGACCGUGUGCAGCCAAAGAGCCGUAGGAAUCAGCGUCGAUUUAAAUACUUACGAGCCUCAUCUUUUAGCUGGUACCAUGGCUCACAUGAUCGGCCACAAUAUUGGCAUGAGCCACGACGAUGGAAGAAGUGAUUGCAACUGCCGCGACUGGCACGGGUGCAUCAUGGCUCAAUCCAUCGUCGGCCUAGAGAACGUUCAGCCGUACAAGUUUUCGGAGUGUAGUAAAACUGACUAUAUAGAAGCCUUGAAAGUCGGUAACGGCAUUUGCCUUUUCAACAAACCAAACCAGUUGGAGAUUGAGAGGAGGACAUGCGGAAACAGGGUAAUCGACGACGGGGAACAAUGCGAUUGCGGAACUAUCGAGGAAUGCCACGAGUUCGAUCCUUGCUGCGAUCCUAUCACCUGCAAAUUGACAACGGAGGCCGAAUGCGCAACCGGUCCUUGUUGCAACGAUUGUAAGCUCCGACCUCGCGGUGUCGUCUGUCGCGAAUUGACAAACGAAUGCGAUUUACCGGAAGUGUGCUCUGGUGACACCGGCCAGUGCCCACCGGACGUUUACAAGAAGAACGGCAAUCCGUGUUCUAACAACGCCGGGCAUUGCUUCAAUGGGGUGUGUCCGGCUUUGGAUCUGCAGUGCGAGCAAGUCUGGGGUUACGGCGGAGUCGCUGCCGACGAGAAAUGUUUCGAGCAAUUUAACUCCAAGGGUUCCAUCAAUGGUCAUUGCGGUACCGAUCCCAGCGGUCAUUUUAUCAAAUGCGAUCCGGAAAACGUUCGUUGCGGAUCCCUUCAAUGUGAACAAGGAAGCAAGCAGCCGGUAAUUGACGGAAUGAAGGAUUAUUAUACUAGAACUAUAAUUUCCAUUAAGAAACAGGAAUACGAGUGCAAAGCUACAACCGGAAAAGUUGAAGGAACCGAUAUGCCGGGAUGGGGAUUGGUCCGUGACGGCACAUCCUGCGGUGAUAACUUGAUUUGCGUGAAUCAAACUUGUACGAGCUUGUUUCCACACAUCGAUCAAGAGAAAUGUCCUAGCAAUCACGACAACAGCGAGUGCUCAGGAAAUGGCGUAUGCACGAAUGUCAACAAGUGUUAUUGUGAUCCUGGUUGGAGCGGACCGGACUGUUCAAUAGAGCAAUUCAUUCCGACGGCAUUGCCAACGCCAUCCACACCCGAAUCUCCGAAAUCUGGUUCGGAUUCUAAACUGGAGAAGAAAGAGACCCCCUACGAGAACUACCACGGCUCUAACACUGUAUUUUUAGUUGGUAUGCUCAUGUCGGUGGUAGGGGGUGUUUUCGUAGUAUUUGCUCUGAUGGCUCUCUGCUACAGGUCAGUCGUAGUACAUAAAAACUUCUCCCUCUGUCUCAGAAGGAAGAGCACCGUCCAGAAAUAUGACCCCCCUUACUCGAAGAAGCCGCAGCAAAAGAGCUACAGCAGUGUUUCCGGUAAUCAUCACGCGGAAGCUGCGGCGUUGGACACCGUCAACAAGAUCCUCACCUUCGGCAGAAUGCCUCAAUACAGCCGCGGCGAGACCCAGCGCGUGCUGUUUCGACCCCCGAAUAACGUCGCCGCCGCCGACGGGCCAAGAGUCAAGGAGCAUAAACCGCAGCCGAAGAGGCACGGCGUGGAGGAGGAAGAUGGAGGUACGGGAGCAGAGGAGGUUGUCUCUUUCAUUGAUCUCCCACCAAACAAUCUCACAAAGUUGCCUGAGAAGGGAAUUUUAAAGAAACACGGUGGUUACGGAAUAGGUGGAGGCGCGAUAGAGCACGUGGAAAGAACCCUGAAUCAGCUGAAUGGCUAUCACGAGGACAUACUCGAGGUGCUGAAGAACGCGGCCAGCCGUCGCGAUCUCGCGGGCACUCCAUCGGGCAGCGGCAAUCUCCUGGACGAGGACGCACUACGCAAGUCACUGGCCGAGUGCGGCUACCCCGAUGUGUACCGCAAGGACACUGACGGCCAGGACAACGGCAUCGACAACGGACAGGAGGACGAGGAGGAGGAUGUGGAACUGCAGCCGCCGUGCGGCACCAUUCGUAUACGCACUCUCGAGGACCUCAUUCGCCAACUCGAGCAUCGAGCGACUACGAGACCCUACAUGAGUGGCCAGAUGAGUCCGAGCGGGUCCGAAGAGAUACGAAUAUCCGAGGGUGAUCCGGAUCGACACUACAGAAUCGAUUCUUCUGUCUGUAGCGAGUCAUCUCAAGGAAGCAGAAGAUGUAGCCGCGGCCGCGACGAGGACGCUAGUAGAUUCGUCUACGGUAGAUACCGUCAGCCGACGUCCCGCAGUCCUUACGGCAACCAUCAGCACACCCAUCAACACUCCCAUCAAAUGCACCUCGAGGACGAGGGUAUCUAUGAAACUGCCGAUCCUGACAGAGGCUCAAAUACUAGGGGUGAAACACCCGAUUGUGAAAGUGAUGCAUUUAUUCAAGCUCAACAACAAGUAGCCCGGUGGACUAGUGAGGACGGAGGAGGAGUGCAGCACCGGCCGCCGCAGCAGCCACCCCCGCCACCCGCUAUGCAGUUGCCGGUGCAGCAACAGACGCAGCAGCAGCAACAGCAACAGCAGCAGCAGCAACAGCAACACCAACUGCCGGUGGAACAACUGCCAAUUAAGCAGCGCGGCUAUUAUCCAUCCCCCCCACAGACCGAAAACAAUCUCGACGCUAGCAACAACGCCGAGGUCGAAUCUGCUCAAUCACAGCAACAACAGCAAACGCUAAGCGACAUUCGUGAAAUCGAUGUUAAUCACUUGCCUAAUAUUAACAAACGCCCAAUAGACGAUAACUUUAGCCUAGAUUGUAAUAUAAUGAAUAAUGGUUCUCCCAAAGAAUUACUUACCAACAACACUAGUGAUAAUGAAAAUACUGCCCUACUGCCCCAUACGCAUUUUCCUGAGUACAAGCAUUGAUAAUUAAUUAAUCGAUGACAGAUAGUGUCCGAGGAAAAAAAAAAAAAGAGAGAAAAGGGAAAAAAAAUCGUAAUAAUAAUAAUAAUAAUAAUGCAGUAUAGUGGUGUGACAAUGAUGACGAUGACGACGAUGAUUUAAUCUCGAACUCGCAUUUUAUACUGAAUAGUGUAAAUAACGAUGAACCGUAAUUGCAUCGGUUACGACAACAACAACAACAACAACACGUAUGAAAUUAUAAUGAAUUCAAAUAAUCUAUAUGAAAUGUUUAUUAAUAAACAUUAGCAAAACGAUUUACUCAAA
This is a messenger RNA of Linepithema humile (Argentine ant), 4788 nucleotides long. RefSeq names its product mind-meld (gene mmd). Gene Ontology annotation, molecular function: metalloendopeptidase activity. Lineage: Eukaryota; Metazoa; Arthropoda; Insecta; Hymenoptera; Formicidae. The record is from RefSeq and is a predicted model, not a curated record. Gene Ontology annotation, biological process: proteolysis.